AUACACUUGUAGCGGUCGAGGAAUUGAUGGAUCCCAUUUCAGAUUGUUAGAAAUUUUUCUGUCUUUCGAUUUGCAAUUUUUUUUGUUGUCCAUUUUACUGCGUUCUGGAGUUUUACCAUUAUCAUGACUGAAAAUUUUCAAGAUAUCAUGCAUUGCUCGGAUAGUGUUCACAAUCUUCCAAACCACCUUUUUAUCAGCUUGCUGAAUAGAAAGAGAUGGCAUUUGGCAUUCGUAAAAAUCAAUUGUUCAAGGGCCUUGCUUUCUCUCUUCAAUGAAAUUCUUGCAAAACACAACGAGAUUUCUAAUUCUAUCUUGCCUGCAUCUGCAAGUUUUCUCAUCAGUAUUGAUCAACCACGCGAAGACACCAGCUAUUUCGCCAAUGUUAAUCGGACAAUCCUCUCUAAGGUUGUCAAAGAGAAAAAUCUUGUCGAGCUCUUUAAACUUGGAGGUGCUAAAGGUAUCACCGUUUCUCUCAAAACUGACGCGAAUCGUGGAAUUGAUGGAGCAACAGAAGAUAUUUUUCUCAGACAGAAGGAGUUUGGGAGUAAUACUUACAGUAAGCCACCUACAAUGGGUUUUUUCCAUUUUAUAUUUGAAGCUUUCAAGGAUCCGACCAUCCUAAUUCUAUUGGUUUGCGCUGCCCUUUCUCUUGGAUUCGGGAUCAAAGAGAAUGGUCCAAAAGAAGGUUGGUAUGAUGGUGGAAGUAUAUUUGUUGCUGUAUUUCUUGUUAUUUCUGUCUCAGCUAUCAGCAACUUCAGGCAAAGCAGGCAGUUCGACAAGCUUUCGAAGGUGAGCAAUAAUAUCCUAAUUGAAGUUGUGAGAAAUGGAAGGAGGCAACAAUUAUCGAUAUUUGACAUUGUUGUUGGAGACAUAGUUUGUUUGAAGAUCGGCGACCAAGUACCUGCAGACGGAUUAUUUCUAGAUGGGCACUCUUUGCAAGUGGAUGAAUCUAGCAUGACAGGUGAAAGCGAUCAUGUUGAAAUCAAUCAAGAUCGAAAUCCCUUCUUGUUCUCUGGUACAAAGGUAAUUGAUGGAUAUGCUAGAAUGCUUAUUGCAUCUGUAGGAAUGAACACAAGUUGGGGAGAAAUGAUGAGUACAAUUAGCAGAGACUCAAAUGAGGAAACGCCUCUUCAAUCUCGAUUAAACAAGCUGACUUCAUCAAUAGGUAAGGUUGGUUUAGCAGUAGCUUUCCUUGUACUAGUCGUGCUAUUGGUUCGAUUCUUUACAGGCAAUACAACAGACGAAAAUGGGAAUAAAGAGUUCAAUGGAUUUGGUAAGACUACGGUCGAUGAUGUGAUCAAUGGUGUGCUGGGAAUUAUUGCUGCCGCAGUAACUAUUGUAGUUGUUGCAAUUCCAGAAGGAUUGCCGUUGGCAGUUACUCUGACUCUUGCUUAUUCAAUGAAAAGGAUGAUGUUUGACCAAGCUAUGGUGAGAAGGCUCUCUGCAUGUGAGACUAUGGGAUCUGCCACUACCAUAUGUACCGACAAAACAGGUACUCUUACUUUAAAUCAGAUGAAGACAACUAAGUUCUGGUUGGGGAAAGAAUGUGUCGAAGGGAAAAACUAUAUAUCAAUUCCGACCGAUGUUCUCGAAUUGCUGCAUCAAGGGGUCAGUCUCAACACGACAGGUAGUGUUUACGUGUCGACUGCUUUAGGGAUUGAAUUCUAUGGUAGUCCCACUGAAAAGGCCAUUCUUUCGUGGGCUGUGCUUGAAUUGAAUAUGGAUUUGGAGAAGGUCCAGCGAAAUUGUAGCAUUGUGCACGUGGAAGCAUUCAAUUCAGAGAAAAAGAGAAGUGGCAUUUUAAUGAAGAAGAAUGACGAUGACACGAUUCACGCACACUGGAAAGGAGCUGCCGAAAUGAUCCUAGCAAUGUGCUCUCAUUACUAUGAUUUGGAAGGAAAUGUGAAUCAUCUCAAUGAUUUCGAAAGGAUGAAAUUUGAUCAAAUAAUACAAGGUAUGGCUGCAAGUAGUCUUCGAUGCAUUGCAUUUGCAUAUAAGCAAGUUUUAGAGGUCGAGCAUGUCAUUCCGAGUGGACAACCAAAAAUUCAAGAUAAUGGAUUGACCCUAUUGGGCCUUGUCGGCCUGAAAGAUCCAUGUCGACCAGGUGUGAAGAAAGCCGUGGAAGAUUGUCAAUAUGCUGGUGUAAAUGUCAAAAUGAUCACUGGUGAUAAUAUUUUCACUGCAAAAGCAAUAGCCACCGAGUGUGGAAUACUCAGGCUGAAUGAAGAAAUGCGUGAUGGAUUAGUGGUCGAAGGAUUUGAAUUUCGUAACUAUACAGAAGAGGAAAGAAUGGAAAAAGUCGAUAAAAUCUGUGUGAUGGCAAGAUCAUCUCCUUUUGACAAACUUCUAAUGGUGCAAUGUCUGAAAAAGAGAGGACACGUUGUGGCAGUUACUGGUGAUGGCACAAAUGAUGCACCCGCAUUAAAGGAAGCUGAUAUAGGCCUUUCAAUGGGAAUUCAAGGCACUGAAGUGGCCAAAGAGAGUUCAGAUAUCGUCAUUUUGGAUGACAAUUUUGCUUCUCUUGCCACCGUUUUGAGAUGGGGAAGAUGUGUUUACAGCAACAUACAGAAAUUCAUCCAAUUUCAACUCACGGUGAAUGUAGCAGCACUUACAGUCAACUUUGUAGCAGCAGUUUCAGCUGGUGAGGUGCCAUUAACAGCAGUCCAGUUAUUAUGGGUGAAUCUAAUAAUGGACACAUUGGGAGCUCUAGCUCUUGCUACAGAGAAACCAACCAUGGAGCUUAUGGGAAAGCCGCCUGUGGGCCGGACUGAACCUCUUAUCACCAAUGUCAUGUGGAGAAACUUGUUAGCUCAAGCACUGUAUCAGAUAGUUGUUCUUUUGACAUUACAAUUCAAGGGAGAAUCAAUCUUUGGUGUGAGCGAAAAGGUAAACGACACAUUGAUUUUUAACACAUUCGUGCUUUGUCAAGUGUUUAACGAGUUCAAUGCGAGGAAGCUUGAGAAGAAGAACUUAUUUGAAGGGAUACACAGGAACAAGCUGUUUCUUGGGAUCAUUGGUAUAACUAUAAUUCUUCAAGUAGUAAUGGUGGAAUUUCUGAAAAAGUUUGCGGAUACAGAGAGGUUGAAUUGGAGUCAAUGGGGAUUCUGUAUAGGAAUUUCAGCUGCAUCUUGGCCUAUUGGUUGGCUCAUCAAGUGCGUACCAGUACCAGGAAAACCAAUAUUUAGUUAUGUCAAUUGGAAGAUGUUAAGUUGCAUGUAAAGCAUUCAGUACUGUUGUUUAAUCUUUUAUAAUUAGUUUUCAACAUAUUUGUAAUUUGUUCUU
This is a messenger RNA of Olea europaea var. sylvestris, 3282 nucleotides long. Its product is annotated as putative calcium-transporting ATPase 13, plasma membrane-type. Gene Ontology annotation, biological process: calcium ion transmembrane transport. Lineage: Eukaryota; Viridiplantae; Streptophyta; Magnoliopsida; Lamiales; Oleaceae. Gene Ontology annotation, molecular function: ATP hydrolysis activity; ATP binding; P-type calcium transporter activity. The coding region runs from base 124 to 3219 and encodes 1031 amino acids. The record is from RefSeq and is a predicted model, not a curated record. The transcript has a single exon. Gene Ontology annotation, cellular component: membrane; intracellular membrane-bounded organelle.